This is a messenger RNA of Aspergillus clavatus NRRL 1, 1560 nucleotides long. RefSeq names its product bifunctional hydroxyethylthiazole kinase/thiamine-phosphate diphosphorylase. Gene Ontology annotation, biological process: thiamine biosynthetic process. The coding region runs from base 1 to 1560 and encodes 519 amino acids. Gene Ontology annotation, cellular component: cytoplasm. The record is from RefSeq and is a predicted model, not a curated record. Gene Ontology annotation, molecular function: hydroxyethylthiazole kinase activity; magnesium ion binding; thiamine-phosphate diphosphorylase activity. The transcript is spliced from 7 exons. NCBI's taxonomy places the organism in Eukaryota, Fungi, Ascomycota, Eurotiomycetes, Eurotiales, Aspergillaceae.
AUGCCUCUCGAUCUAUCUGUGUAUUUAGUCACAGACUCGACCCCGGCUAUUCUCAAGGGUCAAGAUCUGUGUACCGUCGUGGAAGAAGCUCUCAAGGGAGGUGUCACUCUUGUCCAGUAUAGAGACAAGAAGAGCGACACAGGUGACCUGAUUAAGACGGCCAAGGCGCUUCACAAAAUCACCCAGGCCUAUGGAGUCCCGCUGUUGAUCAAUGACCGCGUCGAUGUCGCUCUCGCUGUAGGAGCAGAGGGUGUCCACCUGGGACAAGAUGAUAUGUAUAUUGCAGAGGCAAAGCAGCUCCUGCCCAAAGACGCUAUCAUUGGGAUCACCGCCUCGUCCAUAGAAGAAGCGCAAAAAGCCAUCGAGGCUGGGGCUGAUUAUCUGGGUAUCGGUACCAUGUUCGCAACAUCGACGAAAACAAACACGAAAAACAUCCUUGGAACAGCAGGCACUCAAACUAUUCUGGAGGCGAUCUCUGAUUCUGGGCGUAAUGUGGGUACCGUCGCCAUCGGCGGCAUUAGCUUGUCAAAUGUCCAGCGUGUGCUCUACCAGGCCAAAGCACCCAGGAAGGGGCUGGAUGGUGUUGCCAUCGUCAGUGCUAUCGUGGGAGCGGAUGAUCCGCGAGCCGCGGCCGAGGAAUUUGUGAAGCGUGUUAACACUCCGCCGACCUUUGCAUGGGAACCCAAGGCGCCUCGUGCCAACGAGACCUCCGCGUUACUUGAGGAGGUACCCCAGAUCGUUCAGAAGAUGGUGAAGGCGCAUCCCCUGGUCCACAACAUGAUCAACUACGUCGUGGCUAACUUUGUCGCCAACAUUGCUCUUUCAAUGGGCGCAUCUCCAAUUAUGUCGCCAUACGGAGAAGAGGCCGCCGAUCUGGCCAAAUUCGACGGAGCUCUCGUCAUCAACAUGGGCACCUUGAACAGCGAAAGCGUGCCCAACUACCUGAAAGCAAUCAAGUCAUACAAUGAGCGCGGCAAUCCCGUCAUCUACGAUCCCGUCGGUGCUGCGGCCACCCACAUUCGACGGGGGGCAGUCAAUGAGCUCAUGCGUGGAGGGUACUUUGAUCUCAUCAAGGGCAAUGAGGGUGAGAUCAAACAAGUGUCGGGGACCAGCAACACCGUUCAGCGCGGCGUCGACAGCGGUCCAAGCAGCCUUGACGGCCGCGAGAAGGCAACACUGGCCCGCGAUCUGGCCCGCAGAGAACGAAAUGUCGUGCUUCUUACCGGCGCGGUUGAUUAUCUGAGCGACGGCGAGCGCGUGAUUGCCGUCGAGAAUGGACACGAAUAUCUCGGACAAGUCACCGGCACUGGGUGUGCCGUGGGCAUGGUUUCUGGCUGCUUCCUGGCCACACACCGAUCCGACAAACUCCUCGCAGUCCUUGCGGGCAUCCUGAUGUACGAAAUCGCGGCGGAGAAUGCCGCGUCCAAGGACUAUGUCCGGGGCCCGGGAAGCUUCGUCCCCGCCUUCCUGGACGAGUUGUAUGCCAUCCGUCAGGCUGCUCUGAAGGGUGACGACAGCUGGUUUGUCGGGCGGGCGAAAAUCCAGGAAAUCAGGCUAUAG